UGACCAUCACAUAUAAUUAAAUAUUACUGUACAGACAGUUCAGUGUAUGUGAACAUUAUUACAUUACAUUACAUUUCUUGUUGGAUAAAUAACCUUAAGGAGUAAGCUAACAAGUGCAUUUUUGUCAUUCCCAUUGAGUCAUUCAGUGCUUACUUACUUACUAAACUUACUUUAAUUAAAUGAAUGGGACCUUGCUAAAUCCUAUAGCUCUACUCCAAAUACUUUUUUAGUAAUUGCUUUUGGAGCUAAUUUGUAAAAUAAUAUUUGGGAUUCUUUUGUGUAUUCUAAGUCUCAAAUUUGCAUUUAGGCUGCAACAGCAAAGUCCUCCAUGUGACUUUGAAUUUUAAAAAACAAAACAAAAAGUAAUUAUAGUAAUUAUAGUAAUUAAAGCCAAGUGAAAUAAAAACUAGAUUACAAGUCGGAUAAAAAGACAAAACAAGAAUAGUAAUGAUAACAAUAUAAUGCAAUUAAUUAAAGACAAGACUAAAAACUAGAUAAAACUGAUUAAAAAAAUUAAUAUCAAAAGGAGAUGCAUCACUCACAAAAACAGAAAAAAAACGUGAAGGAAAUACAGGCAUUCAGUAUAUAAACAAGACAUACAAAGAAAAAACAUCUAAAUCAGCGCUCAAAUGAGGUUAAACUUCGUAUUUUCCGAUAUUUGUGCCGGCACCUGAAUGUAGCAGCAGGCCCUGCCGCCGAGGUCGCACUCGGCUCUUUCCGUAUCCGCCAAACGGCUCGUGCUCCGAUGGUUAAACACCUCAACAGUGGGGGCAGGUGUCCGUCCAGAUGAACCGAAGAAGUUAGUUUUUAUUUAUUUAUUACCAGCUUUUUAAAAACCCACCAUGACAGUGGUGUGGAGUUAUGGGCUCAGCUGCAGUAUUUCACCGCCCACAAACAACAACAACAACAACAACAACACCACGAAGCUAACCUCCUGAUAUGUGCCGUCCUGCCGCGACCCGGGCGGUCUGUCGGUUCCGUACGAGGGCGUCGACGCUUUAUUGUGUUUUAACAUCGUUUACUACCGGUUUCUGAUCUUCCCCUCGAUCGGAAACAACCGCAGCAGCAGCAGCGACGUACCAAGGAGGGGCAUCCAUCCCCCUGGUGUUUAUUACAGCACAGGACGAACCAGGGAGUCGAGUCCGAGACAGACAAGAGCAAACAUGUUCGAGACCAGAGGAAUCCCCUUUAUCCUGCUCGACUUAGCCUGUCUCAUCCUAGGGGGUCUGCCUCUGGCAGCCUUUAACCUGGGUAAGAUCCGCCCUUAUCAGAGGGGCUUUUUCUGUAACGACGAGAGCAUCAAGUACCCUUUUCACCACAGCACAGUCACCUCCACAGUGCUCUACACUGUGGGCUUCACCCUGCCCAUUAGCUGUAUGAUCUUUGGCGAAUGCCUUUCAGUUUACCUAAAGCGCAUCAAAUCCAAGUCCUCUUUCGGCAGCUAUGUUUCCUGUGUUUACAAAGCCGUCGGUACCUUCCUCUUUGGUGCCGCGAUGAGCCAGUCUCUCACCGACAUAGCCAAGUACUCGAUUGGCCGGCUCAGGCCGCACUUCCUCGAUGUGUGCAAACCUGAUUGGAAACUCAUCAACUGCUCAACAGGGGUUUAUAUCGAAAACUUCAGCUGCGAAGGAGACGAAAGAUUGAGCAAUGAGGGCAGGCUGUCCUUCUACUCCGGCCACUCCUCUUUCUCCAUGUACUGCAUGCUGUUCCUGGCUCUCUACCUGCAGGCUCGGCUCCAGGCUGAAUGGGCGAGGCUGCUGCGACCCACAAUCCAGUUUUUCUUGAUUGCUGCCUCAGUGUACACAGGACUGUCGAGAGUGUCUGAUUAUAAACAUCACUGGAGCGAUGUGCUGACUGGACUCCUGCAGGGAGCCCUCAUGGCCAUCCUGGUGGUCUUUUUCGUGUCUGACUUUUUCAAGCCACGCGAAGAUGUCCGUAAAGAGCCCGACAUCCCACACACAACCCUGCAGGAGACCCCAACAAAUGGAAACCACUUUGAGAGUCCCAACUAAGCUAAACCAAGAGGUGGAGUAGGACACCUCUAUUCUGUCCAAACGCACAGCUCUCUAGCCUUUAAUCUUACACAAAUUCUCAUCCAAUACCCUGCAUGGAUACACAGUCGAUGACCAUGCAUCCCAGAAGAAAUUUUUGGAAGCUACACCUCCGGCCUGUUCAGAUAAUAAGACGUUUUUUCAGGCCAUCUUGUCCAUCAAUUCUGCAUCUGGAAGGAAAGCGGUGUCCACACCUUGCAGAUACAGGUUCGGGUCUAGAGAUUCUGCAAGACCGGAACCAUUUUUAGCAUGUAUCCAUCUACUGAGCUGGUGGGAACUCUUUACUGCACGUGCCCACUAAAGGGUCUGACCACUGCUGUGAGAGAGAGAGGAGGGUUGGAAACCUGUGAAUGUAACCUUUGCUUUGUGCUUUUACUGAUCUGGAGUCGGUCCGCUCCAGGAUCUGAUCUAGGGUCAGUUUCAGCUGGACUCAUGCACCCUGAGAGACUGCUGAGUCUCAUCACUUUGCUGCCUUAGGUCCAGUAUAAUUUAAAAGGGCUAAUUAUAAGAGGAAUGUUGCUUCUCGAGGCUAGAGCGUGCUAGAGGCUAAAGCUGACCCUAGAUCAGAGGAUGGUGCUGCGGACUCCAGGUCGCUGCUGUCUCACUCUCCAACUGUCUAAUCUCAUAAUCGAGGAGGAAGCUCGAUUUGCAUCAUGUUUGGUUAGAGAGCUGGAGAGUGGACGGUCAGUUUUAAGUCCCGUGCUGCCUUUGCUGGACUGCUGCUAUCACAGCUCCUUGUGUAUCUAAGAACUAAUAUAAACAAGUGAACAAUGUACUUUUGUAUAAUCUGUAUGUAAAACAACAAAUCACCAUACAGACUUUUAUUGAAAAAAAUAUGUACAAAUGUCUAAAAUAAGAAAAAAAGCCAUUUUACUUAUUAACAUGAACAGAAUUUAACAUGUUUGUAUUAUGUCAUGAGCCGUCAUAUAAAUGAAAGCAUGACUCUACUUUCUCAGCCAGAUAUGUCGAAAUAAUGUCAUUAUGAACCACUUUGCUGAUGUAAACAAAAAUAAAAGCAUGAAUGUUCAAUGUAUUCUGUCCACACAGACAUAUUCACAUAAUGCAUCUCACUGUAGAUAAGCCAACAGUACAAUGGGGUUUCUGUAUUAUGCAGCCAAGCAGAAUAGGUUUGA
Centropristis striata (black sea bass) is the source of this 3184-nucleotide messenger RNA. RefSeq names its product phospholipid phosphatase 1a (gene plpp1a). Gene Ontology annotation, molecular function: phosphatidate phosphatase activity. NCBI's taxonomy places the organism in Eukaryota, Metazoa, Chordata, Actinopteri, Perciformes, Serranidae. The coding region runs from base 1164 to 2012 and encodes 282 amino acids. The transcript has 6 exons. The record is from RefSeq and is a predicted model, not a curated record. Gene Ontology annotation, biological process: phospholipid dephosphorylation; signal transduction; phospholipid metabolic process.